Molecule: messenger RNA, 3621 nt
Organism: Xyrauchen texanus (razorback sucker)
Lineage: Eukaryota; Metazoa; Chordata; Actinopteri; Cypriniformes; Catostomidae
Product: tetratricopeptide repeat protein 7A-like
Exons: 20
Coding region: 24-2570 (848 amino acids)
Biological process (GO): phosphatidylinositol phosphate biosynthetic process; protein localization to plasma membrane
Cellular component (GO): plasma membrane
Molecular function (GO): protein binding
Source: RefSeq, a predicted model, not a curated record
UGGUGUCGGUGGAGUUCGGCGGGAUGUCAUCGCGUCUCUCCUUCUCUCAGUACCGUUUAGAGGCGGAGGUCGAGCGCUGCCGUGCCGAGUGUCAGUGGGACAAAAUCCCGUCUUUAGUGGAGCAGCUCACUGCCGCGCGAGUGCACGAGGAUGAUGAUUUCAGGACACUGUUGCUGGCUGAAGCUCUGUUGGAAGAAUGUCUGCUGGAGAACAUGACACUGCUGAAGAAUUUUACUCUUUUGACUGAACAUUCACAUCCCAAACUAGCCCGAGCCAAAGCUCACCUCGACAGCAUCCUGUGCAAGGGACGUCUGGAGCCACACUACCUGAAUGAAGCUCUGCUCCUGUUGGCUAAAGUGCACUAUGUGCAGGGACGCUACAGGGAUGCGCAGGGCAUGUGUGCCAGAGCGGGUGUUGAUGAUUUUACACGCCAAGAGCAGCCUCUAUAUCAGCUGCGCAUGCUAGCAGAGGCUUUUGUCAUCAAAGGUUUGUCUUUGGACCAUCAGCCUAUGUCUGGUACGUCCCGUGUUAGACUGUCUGAGAGAGAUGAAGAGUGCCUGACCUGUUACCUCAUGGCCUGUGAUGCUGGGCUGUUGUACCUUCAAGAGCUAGACAAGACUGUAUGCACAACAAAUUCCAAAACAGCUAAAAGCGGUUCAUCAGUCCCUCCCUUUGAAUUGGAUCCAGGCUACUUCCUGCAGGCAGCUCUGCAGAGUGCAUACUUGUCACUCCUACACAAGGGUCACUUGGCCCAGGGUACACACCAGCUUCGGCGGGUCAUGAGGGUUGUGGAGAGUUGGGGGUCUCAAACAUUUCGUAAGACAGUAGCGUGCAGGCUUGCAGAAGUGUUGUUGAGUUCAGUGAGUGAUGACGCAUACUGGGGUCCACUGUCUCCUCCACCGGCCGACUGGCUGAACAGAGAGGGAGCCACAAACCCCAAAGAUGCCAUCUACCCCUCGUCCAGACCACCACAGCGCUACAACACUGAGGGAGCUUUCUGUCCGCAAGACGUGGUGGAAGAGGCGGUGCUGGUGCUCCUCAUCACAGAAUCCAUGGCCAGUGGCGAGGCAGUGAUCAGCCGCACACCGGAGCACCAGGAAGCGAGAGAGUCCAGCAUGCAGGAUGUCUCCUCUGUCUAUGACCUGCUGAGCAUCGGCAUGGCCAGGAGGGGGCAGUACUCCAUGCUCUCAGAGUGUUUGGAGCGGGCCAUGAAGUUCUCCUAUAAUGAGUUUCAUCUAUGGUACCAGCUUGGUUUGUCUCUGAUGGCAAGUGGGAAGAAUGAGGGUGCGGUUUCUGUCCUUAAAGAGUGCGCUAACAUGAGACCGCAGGACCCUAUACCACCUCUGCUCGCAGCCAAAGUGUGCAUCAACCAGCUGCAUUGGUUGGAGGAGGCAGUGUCUCUCGCAGGUAGUGUGAUUGGUUUAGGAGAGUAUGCUGAGGAGUCUCUACCUCGAGCUCAUCUGGCCAUCGGACUGGGCCGUAGUCUGCAGGCCUCUGACGCUACACUGAAAGCCGAUCAGGACGAGUUCAACAGAAGAGCGCUGCAAUCACUGCGAAAGGCACACGCGUUGGACCCUCAGGACCCUCAGAUCUCCUUCUACCUCUCUCUGCAGCUCGCCCUCGUGCGACAGGUGUCAGAAGCGAUGGAGCCGUUGCAGUCAGCUCUGAAUGUACGAGGAGAUGACCUGCACUCUCUACACCUGCUGGCUCUUCUGCUCAGCGCCCAGAAACACAACCAACAUGCCUUAGAUUCUCUUAAACUCGCCCUUAGCCAGCACCCAGACAACUUCAAUCUGCUCUUUACCAAAGUGAAGCUGGAGGAGGUUUUGUUCGGCCCAGCCGUAGCUUUGCAGACCUGUGAAGAAAUGCUGCGCUUGUGGCAGAGUCGCAAUGACUUCAACCAACUCAGUGAGGAGGAUGACAGUAGCAGUUUACCUCCUGAUCCAGGCCCUUUGAGCAGGAAAGGCAGUGGCCUCCAUCUCACACUCCCAGACUUCCAGGAGACAGAGACCGGGUCUCAGAGCGCUCCAUCUUUAGCUGUGUCCCGUCUGGAGCAGGCCAUGUCUGAGGUAUCGGCCCUUAGCUCCACCCACAGACAGGGCCCUCCCUACAUAUGGACCACCCUAGAACGCAUCUGGCUGCAAGCAGGGGAGUUGUUCAUGGCUGAUGGGAGGAUGAAGGAGGCUCACUUCUGUGUGCAAGAGGCAGGAACUCUUCACUCCACCUCACACUCAGUGCUGCUGCUGAAGGGCCGUCUGGCCGAGCUCAAGGGCAACGACACAGAGGCCAAGACCAUGUAUGACGAAGCUCUCGCCAUAAACCCCAGAGGACACCAUAUACUGCUGCACCUGGGUAAGUUGUUGGUUCGCAAAGGCCGUGUGGGUCUCGGGGAGAAAGUGCUGAGGGAUGCGAUACAGGUCCAGUGUAUGGCGCACGAGGCCUGGAGUGGCCUGGGGGAGGUGUUGCAGAGCAGAGGCAGCCCACAGGCUCCCGACUGCUUCCUCACUGCACUGGAGCUGGAGUCCAGCUGCCCAAUACGACCCUUUACCAUCAUCCCACGAGAACUCUGACACCUGUCCAUAGUGUCUCAGACACACAUACACACACUAAUACAUGUAUGUACAUGAAAGGAAUAAACAUACAGUACACCACUAUGCAUACUGCAUCUUUGAACACUCAAUUCAGAAUGGCCGAACACACGAAGGCUUUUCUUUGAAAUGCAACACUUUUGAAUUCAAGUAUGCUACAAAACAAUUCAAAUGCUCUCCUUUGUUUCUCAGGGACAACAUUCUUGAAUCAUUCCAACCACAGCUCACUUUAAACGAGAUUCUUUUAGUAUUUAUAUGCCUGAUAAUUGGCUACACUGUGUGUUGGUUGAAGAUCACUCCUCCAAUAAAGAAUGAUUUUGAAAUCCUAUCUUGAGUUUUUGCUAUUCUACUCAUUCAAUAUCAGUACCAGCCCACUAGCUCCAACACUCAAAGUCAGAUCUUAUGUAAUUAUGUAAUAUUUCCAGUGCUGUUGGUUAAACCCUUUGCUCUAUUUUCUCCAGGAUGGCUGUGGUUGCCUAGCAGCCGGCCGUUGUUUGAGUUUCUGGGGAGGCUGUUGGAGCUUCCGGACGUGGCUCUAAAGCCUCAUGGAAAACAGCGCUGUGCUAUUUUAAUCGGUUCUGUUUGAUGACGGAUCAAGAAGUUAAUUAGGGAUAGUGCAGAACGCAUAGACCAUUGAGUUAUGUAAGCAUGUUAAGUGAGAUUCUUGUUGCCUUACAUCUACAGUAUACGUGCCCUCAAUUGUUCUUGGCACAGAAGUAUUCGUUUAAACGGGAUACUUCUGUCAUCCUCCCAUUUCUAUUAUUUAAAACAGGUCUUUCUGCUCUCAUUGCAUAUUUCAGCUUAGUGUUGUUCUCAUGUAAUUCCAUGUAAUUUCCAUUAAAGAAUUAUUGGCUUGAGUAUUAAAACAGUAUUACUAAAUGGAUAUAACUAAUCAUGAGAGUGACUACAGGAAUAAUGAAAUUCAUGUAGAUCUUAUUAAGUGGGUCAGUCUUUUUGUCUGAAUAUAGUGUUUUUCAAAAAUACAAAAAUAAAUAGAUUACAUACAUUUCAGUGAUUUGAAUACACUAAUCAU